Molecule: messenger RNA, 945 nt
Organism: Penicillium bovifimosum
Lineage: Eukaryota; Fungi; Ascomycota; Eurotiomycetes; Eurotiales; Aspergillaceae
Exons: 5
Coding region: 1-945 (314 amino acids)
Source: RefSeq, a predicted model, not a curated record
AUGCCUGCAUUUGCCAAAGAAUCGGACAUCGCUUGCAGUGCAUGGGGUGCCGACAGUGAUAGGCUUCUCCUGUACGGCCAAAGCGAUAAUGGCGAAAUUCUUGAAUACAAAUAUGAUGAUGGAAGAUUCAAGUUUCUGGGAGUUGUUACAAAAGCAAGAGCUGCCUCUCCAAUUGCCGUCGCAAGUAACAAUAAGAACUGGAUCCGGGUUUACUUUCUGGAUGAAGGGAGACAUGUCGUUGAGGCGGCCAACAAGGGAAGUGGCUGGGAAUUGUCAACAUGGGGAGUGACAUUGCAUGCUGCAUCGCGGCUUGCUGCCCGUAAUGACGACCAUGGUAUUCGUGUUUUUGGGCAAGCAGAGAACGGGAAUUUUAUCGAGAUCACGCGCAAGGGAUCUACAACGUCAUGGAAGGUCAUCUCCAAAAGAUCAGUUCCCGGAACUUCUAUUGCCGUCCCUCAGAAUGGUAUUGAUAGGCUCUUCUUCCUUGAGGUGCCGGAAAAGCACGAGCACGAUGACCUUUUUCCAGACAUGAAAAACGACUUGCUGGUUAAGGGGUCUAGCAUUGUGACCAACUGGUUGACCAAUCAGUUACACAAAGUACCAGAUGUUGAACUCGCCCAAUAUAGGUUAGAUGGCGAAGGGACUUCCUGGGUUAAGAUAGAUUCUUGGCUAUCCGCAGUGCCAAAUAUGCAGCUCGCUAUUACGGACAUUGGAAGUCAGAUGGAAAUCAUGCGGACACGCAAUGGAAAGGUGCAUGAGAGCUGGUAUAAAGGGGGUUGGCAUCACAAUGGCUUCGAAAGCAAGAUUUCUGAUGGUCCCAUUGCUAUCGUGACCUGGCGGGACCAUAGAUUUGCUGUCUUUUGGCAUGAUGUCGAUGAUCCAACAAAGAUCAAUUGGGCUGAAGCCAGGACUGAUGGAUGGCGUGCUAGGGAAGCGUUCAACUGA